GAGUUUUCGACUUUUAGAGUUUGCGACUUUUCGACUUUUUUCUGCGGACAGCUUUUUGCUGCGGAACUUCUGCACUUAAGCACUCGGAAAGAAACAAUGGAAAAUCUAAUAAGAUACUAUUUCAACGCAGGAUACACCGCGACUGAGAUUGCGAAAACUAUAUCCCUUGCUCAUGGCACCAAUGUAAGUGAAUCCUACUUGAGGAAACGUCUUGUCAAAUUGAACUUAAGAAGAAAAUCAAUUGAAGAGGAUAUACCUGAAGUGAUUCAUGCAAUGAGAGAAGAACUUGAAGGAACUGGCAGAUGUCUUGGUUAUCGUGGUAUGUGGUCCCGACUGAAGAAAAAGUAUGGUCUUUCUGUAAAAAGGGAUACUGUGAUGCAACUCCUACAGUUGAUGGACCCAGCAGGUGUUGAACAAAGAUCCAGAAGGGGAUUAAGACGCAGGGAUUAUACAAAUAAUGGUCCUCUUUAUCUUGUACAUAUUGAUGGAUAUGAUAAAUUAAAACACUUUGGUUUUGCAAUACAUGGGGCCAUUGAUGGGUUUUCAAGAAAAGUAUUAUGGCUUAGGGUGAGCCACACCAACAAUGAUCCUGAAGUAAUUGGGACAUAUUUUUUGAAUUUCAUAAAAGAAAUUGGAGGUGUACCAAGAGUCAUCAGAGGUGAUAGAGGGACAGAAAAUACUAUGGUUGAAGAUUUGCAAAAAGCUUGCCGAUGGAACUCCACGGACAACAUGAGUGGAGAAAAGAGUUUUUUAUAUGGACGGUCUACCUCAAACCAGCGUAUUGAAAGAUGGUGGCUGGAAUUAAGACAGUCAACAAUUCAAUUUUGGAUGGAUUUCUUCAGGAACAUGGAGGACCAAGCCCUUUUUUCAAGUGACAAUGUUUUGCAAAAGGAAAUAAUAAGGUUUUGUUUCAUGGAGUUAAUCCAAAAAAAUUUAGACCGUGCAGCAAUGGAGUGGAAUACACAUAGAAUUAGGCCUUCAAGAAGAAGUGACUGUCCAUCUGGAAUUCCAAAUGUGAUGUUUUUCACUCCAUCUCUCUAUGGUUGCCGUGAUUACAAAACCCCAGUAUCAACAGAAGAUAUAGACAGGCUUGAAGACCUUUAUGCUGUUCCACUUAAGAUAUGUAGUUCACCAGAGCUCCAAAGGGCCUUCCAAAACUCUUUUGCCAACUGGGCACCCCCUGUAUCAAGUAAUGCUGCUUUAGAGUUAUAUGUUCAUCUUGUUAACUUAUUUAAUGGCCAUUAGUGUAAAUUCAAAGAGGCAUCUGUAAAGUUUGGGUUUGCAAUCAUACCUCUUUAUUUAUUUUUUUAAUGAUAAAAGGGGUGUUGUGAAGUCUAUGUAUAAACUCUAUUAAAAAAAAAUCCAUACAGUUACAAAUAAAGACAUUUAUAUACUAAUAA
Molecule: messenger RNA, 1400 nt
Organism: Lingula anatina
Lineage: Eukaryota; Metazoa; Brachiopoda; Lingulata; Lingulida; Lingulidae
Source: RefSeq, a predicted model, not a curated record